AAGAUAGAGGUAGGGGAGAGUAAAGGUAACUCUCGACUAGGUUUGCCUGCUACGGCAGGAGAGUCGAAUGGAAGGGGUAGCUCCUGCGAGUCGCAGGUGAAACGCUCUCUCGGAUAGAAUCGGCCGCUCAGUUGCGCUCGCGCGAUCGCGUACGACGAUAAUUUAACUGCGCGCGCGCGCGCGUGGCAGAAUAACAAUACGAAAAUACGUCGGGAAAGGCUCGGUCUUUUUUUUUUCCUCUCUCUUAACCUUUUCGUUGUGUGUCGUAUAUAUAUAUUUAUAUAUAUAUAUAUAUAUCGUAUGUGCGUGUGUCAUCAGAUUAUUGGAAAUCCUUUUACUGUCAAAAUUCGAAAGGUUGUUGGGUAGUGUCUUUGAUCGAAGAACACACAAGAUUCAUGGAUAAGAGGUCACUGCGCCAUGUGGUUGCCUUAGCGUGGUGAGACCGAGAAAAGGAGACGAGGAAAACGUAUAGGAGUUAGCCUGGGAAGGACAGCUCUAACAGUCACGAUGCUGUCGAGAUAUACAGCUCUGCUGUUCUGGCUGGCAGUGCCAUCGAUUGUCCUGGCACAGAGUAAUUAUGCGUCACAGGGCAAUAGCAUCGAGUAUCAGCCUGGACUACCACCGAGCACUGUUCUCGAUGGCAAGGUUACCAAGUUGGACGAUAUAUCUCCUAUAAUAUUUCUCAAUCGAACAAAGGCAUAUUUGAAUUGCGGUCAGGGUAGUAUGGAUGUCGAGUUAAAGUUCGAGGAACCUUUUUACGGCGUCGCUUAUGCGGAUUUCGAUCGAAAUAGUGCUUGCAUGGUGAAAGGUCGCGGACUGACAAAUGCUAAAUUGGAAUUACCACUGAAAGGAUGUGGUACCAGACAAGAUCCGCAACGUGUAUUCACCAACAAUAUAGUCGUACGCUUUCAUCCGGGCCUCGAGAUGGAUGGUGAUGAAGUUAUCACUAUAAUUUGUAGAUAUCCUCCACCGAUAGCACCGGCACCACCGGCUCCACCUGCUAGCAUCAGAAUGGGUACCAUAGCGCCAGCAGCCGUGGCAGAACCACCAUUGAAAGGUUUCCAAAUCCUUUUAAUAAUCUGCGCUAUUUUAUUCUUAUCAUUGCUACUGCUUGGCCUUGGAUGCUCGUACAUGUGCCUAAAACGUAGGAAUGUACGAGUGGUUCAUCGUCAUCCAUUUGGUAGUGGCACAGGUUCCGAGAUAACAAAAUUAUCUGGCUCUUCUCUAAGCAACAUAACCAUGUUCGAGGGCCUUAAAAUCCCACGCGCGCACGCUCUUCUUCACACGACCGCUGCCUCCACAUCUGGCAGCGAAGCAAAUUUGGUCAUCGACCAUUCUGAUACGUUACCAAGCGAUUAUCCCAGUGAAAGUCACUCCGAGCUUUAUUAUGUUCAUCAGGUGGACGAGGAACGUUCGCUUCCAGUUUCCUCGGCUGGUUCCUACGACAACAAAGCAUUCGUGCAUCAUCACGAGACUCAACGGCAAGUGGAAGUACGUACGGCCAGCUCGUUGUAUUCCGAAACAGUAGCCGCCGAAGUAGGAACAUCGUCGAUGAUGGCUGCUAACGCAUCGCGCGUUGCCGUUCCUCGUCAUCCGAUAGCUGUCCCGAUCGAGCCGAAAUUCGACGUUCAAAUGCGAGUAAAAAGAGCACCACCACCUCCACCUAGUCCUUUACCAUCUGAAUCCGAUGUGGCCAGUAUUGCUCUUGAGAGAAACCUAACGACUAUCUUGGAAAGAGAAGAAUCUAUCAUGAGUCGAACGUUGGAGAGUCCACCACCAAGAAUGACCACUUUCUCUUACGUACCGGAACUGCACGGGCCACCAGGAGGUACCUCGUCGACGUCUACCGUGUCUCGACAACAAACACCUCCAGUUUAUUCUAGAAUCUUAAGAAAGCAAGCGGAAAGAGAGACGACUACCAGCACAACGUUGAUGCAAGAAAGAAUUCCAUCGCCACCACCUGCCGAACAAUUGCCUAUUCUACAUCACGAGAUUCGUCGUCCACGAUCUCUGACUUCUCUUAACACCGAGUUAACGGAAACUCGUUCUUUAACCGAAGUAAUGGAUCAGUCUCACGCAAAGUAUAGAGUAGCAAGUAUUCUUGCACCUACACCACCACCGCCUCCACCGAUUGUACCCACAACAACGACGACUCACACAGCGAUUCAACAUCGUGAACAACGUCUCCAUCGUGAGGAGAUGACGGAACCUCUUGUAGAACCCCAAGUGGUAACACCAAGACGUCCAGAAAUAACGACUCACGAAGUAGACGAUGUUUACUUACGUACCGUUACCGAGAAGAAAACGAUCGAAGACGUAGAACGUCAUCGUCGACAAGUCACUGAGUACCGUGCUCGACCGCAGCAACAAGUCGAUCCUAAAUGGGACGUUACAAUCAGAAACUAUCCAACGGAAGAUCUUCCACCGCCCCCACCAGAAUGGGAAAGCUUCUCCGACGUUAGUUCCACGUCGAAUUUAACGAUCACGAACGAACCCACAGUUCAUCCGAACGACAUUGCUAACGAUGAAGAACCGGACGUCAGUAUAGAACCAACCUAUACGGCUCGAGCAGAGAUACCCUGCAGGCCAUCACAUUCGGCUCAUCGUCGACCACUUGACAGCGAGCCGGACGGACCGACAGAUUGGUUCGCCAGACUCUCGAAGGUCCUUGAGCCACGGUAUGCGUCGGAAUUGACGGAAGAAGAGCGAGCUAAAUGGCGCGAGAUUAUCACGACUGAGAGUACUCUGAGAACCCUUCUAACAGAAGCAGUAGUUAGAGAAGAUUACGAACUGAUACGAAAGGAUGCGAGGUAUACGAAUCUCUUCCCACCGACAAAGUGGGACGUGAUCAUUCGCAUUCUUGGACCGCCUUUGGCACAGGCUGGUUCUACCUCAUCAUCUGGCAUGCACGGCAAGAAUCACGGUCAAAGAUACAAGAGAUCUAAAUCUUCCGAAUGGGACACCAGAUCUCGAAGAUCCUCUUUGCCGACUUUAUACGAAUACGAGAGCGAUGGUGGUAGCUCGCAUCGUAGUUUGGACAAUCAGAGCCAUCGUUUACAGACAUCGCAAUCAGCGGCUACAAUGGUAACCGGCUCGAACGUAGGACGUCUUCGUCGAUUGGGUAGUUCCAGUCACAGAGGCGUCGGUGGUGGUGGUGGUAGCGAAGCCGAUUUGAGAUCAAUGUCCGAGAUGACGGUGAGGGACUUCGCUAGAGUGGACAGGGACGAUCUGACGAGUUUGAGCUCCUUCGAAGGUGCAGAUUCAUUGGUCAGAUCACUCAGUCAACCGAGUUUGGCUAGAUCCGGCUCGGAAUUCACUGAACAUUGGGGUAUGCCAUCCGCCAUCUUAGAUCUUCCACCUUGGGCUACCGAAGGAGAGGAAGGUGCGAGUUCCGUAGAGACAACUCCAAGAGUUAUUAGAAGAGGCGAUCGAAUCGAGGUUCUCGCAUCGUUCGAUGAACGUAGAAGAAAUGGCAUACAUGGCUCUAAUGCAGCAAGAUCAUCAAGUCGAUUCAUCGAAAGGGAAAUAAGCAGCGUUCGUAUGACCGAGAGUCAGAGAGCUUCAAAUUGGUUUCACGACGACUCCGAGCCCGAGAUGCAGAUAUGAGUUUGAGGAUAUUUCAUUCUUCGAGAAUCGAAAUCUCGAUUGUUCGUUUUGAUUGUUCCGUGACUCGGUCAUGUACUCGCUCAGAAUAUAUAAGCUUGACGAACCGGUCUCUCUAUGAUCGUCAACGAGAUAAUCACGACGAUCACAAUAUCAGCCGUCUUUCGACUGUGCCGUUACUUUUGCAUUUACUUUUCCAAUCUCCCUUUUUUUUGUUUCUUUUUUUUUUUUUUUUUUUUUUUGUUUUUUUUUGCACUUCUUCCCUGUUUACUCCGUCUUUUCCAUUCUUUUCCAGGAUCCUUUCUCUUUUUCUAUAUUAAUUCACUUACCUCUUUCUCUUGUCACCGAUAUUCCUACCUAAAUGUCAUGUAACUUUGAAUGGUUAUAAAGCCAGAGAGAGGAAGAGAGAGAGAGAGAGAGAGAGAGAGAGAGAGAGAGAGAGUUAGCUAGACUUGCGAGGGGAAUGGAUAUACUCGAAUUAUCAGCCAUCCACUUGCGAUUUCUCUCACUGCCCCUUCGUUGCCUCGCACUCGAGGAUCGCCCUUUUGCCUCCUCGUGGAGUUUCCAAAGGAAUCUCCUUCUAAUUUCGAAUUUCUAAUUCACAGGCCGCCGUACAGUCUCAUCUCUGUUAAAGCCGUGAACCGCGAUGACGUUGCAAACGACUGUCGUUCUCUUCACUCACCACUCGAAACUUCUCUCUUCGCAUAAGGGUCGACUGUUAUAUAGGUAAAUAGAUAGUAUAGGAUUUUACAUGGCAACCAUUGUAUACCAUGUCGACCGUAACUAACGAGUGGGACUGCAGAGUACGGCAAAAUGUCAUCGAAUACAUUUCUUUGUGAUACAAUGAAAAAUCAAACGAUGAUAAUAUUCAUAUGGCCUCUUCUUUUAUCUUACAGAUAGGAAGAGAGAGAGAGAGAGAAACAGAGAGACAGAGAGAAAUAGAAAGAAAGAAAAAGAGAGAGAGAGAGAGAGAGAGAGAGAGAGAGAGAAACAGAGUGCCUAACGUUGAAAAUUAACAAAGUAAAAUCGAUACUAACGAAAUCCGAUAUUAAUUAUCGAAGAAAUUCACUUUUCACGAUUAAUCGAACGGAACAAUUCGUCUUCUUUAAAUUCCUCGAUAAUAAUCGACGGAUCUGAGACGCGAAAUUUACACAUAUACGGUAAUACAUAAAUUCUUUGUUUCGUCAUAUCCUACGGAUAUUUAUAAUUAUUAUUUCUUUUCAUUUAGGGAUAUCCAUCUUUGGAAACAAUGGAUAUCCUUCUUCGUGCUUUCAUGGAAGAUGGUUUUUAAAAUCGUGAAACGCAUUACGUGUUCCGUAUGAAUCUUAUCGAAAUAUUCUCUCUCUUUAUAUAUUAUAUAUAUAUAUACAUAUAUGUUUAUAUAUAUAUACCUAUCUCGUUGGUGUAAGUCUAUCCCCGCGGCAGAGAAUACUCCAGGACAGUUUCGCAGACACUUUGAAACACACGGCUGCAUUAUCCCAAUGCCAGUCAAACUUUUCUCCUUCUACCACAAAAUUCUUUUAAGCGUUCUAUCAAACAAGAGAGGUCUCGAAGAGAUUGCGUCAGGAGCACAAAGUGGAUGCUGCAAAAGAUCUUUUCUCUCUCCCCCCUCUCUCUCUCUCUCUCUCUCUCUCUCUCUCUCUCUUUAUGAAGGAGGAUAAAAAAGAAACACUUAACAAAUUUCAAAAUAUUUCAUUAUAAACUGUAAAUAUAUGCUACUGUAAAACUUUCCUUGUACAGCGACAACUUCAGUAACAUUAAAACAUUUUUAAACAGAGAGGAAGAGAGAGAGAGAGAGAGAGAGAGAAUGAGAAUGAGAAUGAGAGAGAGAGAGAGAGAGGCAGGAAGUAGGAUUUUAUAACGUAGAACAUAAGUGAGAAAAUAGAGACCCGUGGGCCUCACAAAACUAUUGCUUCUUAAUUCCAGAUAAUUUGAUAUCGCCAAGCCAUGUCUACUGCCUUUUGUUUGUCUUUUCUUUUAUAUAUAUAUCUAUUUUUUUUUUUUUUUUAACAUGACAUAAUGACUAGUAAAGUUAAGUAAUGAGUUAACGAAUUGAUGGUACAGGCUGUGAGGCCCGCGGCAAAGAAGUUGUCCACUUAUGACAUAGAAAAUCCUUGAACGCAUACCGGUCUGACACCAACGAUAUGGCUGCGAUAAUAAUCUACUUAAGUAGGUAAUGAAACAUACGGUGCUGGGUCAUACGCUUCGUAACGAUAGCUAGGUUUUUUCUACCCCACCCUCCCCUUCCUUUUAUUUUUUUUUGUUUUUUAUUUUUUUCUAAUAAACCCUAACUUAACUAUUCCUCUCAUUCCCCUGACCUCCACCUUUUGAAAAAUUAAUCAGUUCAUUUCGUAGAUCGUUUUUACGACGAUAUACGGUAUUUGCCCGUAGUUAGGCUUCAUUGAAGAUAUAAAAGUAUUUCAUUAUACGUAAGUACGUAUCCUUUAAUUUACAUUUUACGCAAACGUUUUAUUUCGACUCACAUAAGAUAAUAAUUGCUCUAUUUAAAUGGAGAUUAACUUUAACCCCUUGUGUGGCCCUUAACAAGAGACUAUUACGAUUGAUAAUGCAAAAGGUUGGCGACUUUUCUUUUUACCCAGAGAAAUCUUUAAAGAGAUAAAAGAAAGAGAGAGAAAGAGAAAGAGAAAGAGAGAGAGAGAGAGAGAGAGAAAAGGUAUAUAAAAAGCUUUGUCGUCGAUAAAGUUAUUGAUGGGCCAAAUUUGAUGAUUAUUCCUUGUUCUUUUUCGAAAUCGUUUUUUUAAGGAAAAUUUUCGCGAAUAAGAAGCUGCUCUCUUGCCGAAAAUUUUGGUGGAGUGAAACAGGUGCUACCGCGAUGUAAAUAUCGAAAUGAGGAGCGAAUCGAUCGAUGGGAUCGAUCGAUCGAUUGAUCGUGAGUGAGUGAGUGAAUAGAAAGAAUAGAAAGAAAGAAAAAAGGUAGAAGAAAAAGAGAGAAAGAGAGAAUAAAAAUAUACGUCUCGUCGUCCCUUUUCAAGCAAUAAUUAAUAGACGAUUAUAUAUUUUUUAAAUAACAAUAAGAAUUUCUGAAUACUAUCGUGUCAAUGUCAAUAUAUUUACUUAAAUUAAUUAAGAGCGAGGCGAGAUCACUUUCGUUGUUUUCCGUUCGUCAUUGUUCGCAUGGAUCUUCUCCUUUUAAGAAAACUACUCGCUCGAUGUAUCGACAUUUUUAUUGCCGAAUAAACUUUAACGAUGCUUUUACUA
Messenger RNA from Vespa velutina, 6822 nucleotides. RefSeq lists its product as uncharacterized. The record is from RefSeq and is a predicted model, not a curated record. The transcript is spliced from 6 exons. Bases 508 to 3606 code for a protein of 1032 amino acids. NCBI's taxonomy places the organism in Eukaryota, Metazoa, Arthropoda, Insecta, Hymenoptera, Vespidae.